UCCGUUUUUAAUGUGGUAUCGAUCAUAUGCAAUCGCCGGACACCCCCUCAUAGAGAUCCUAAAUGUCGACCGGCAGCAUUUGAUAUCAUGACUACUGCUGGUGUUUAUCGCCUGGUUAUCAUGGAUUUCAUGAACCUUGGAAUCAAGUUUCUCUACGACUCUGGCUCAAUAUUGGCUUCAUCAUGUCGACUGGUGAGACAUUACAUGAAUGUGGAAGAGGGCAACAGGAUUGUCACUGCAUGGUACAGGUGA
Messenger RNA from Suillus discolor, 252 nucleotides. RefSeq lists its product as uncharacterized. Lineage: Eukaryota; Fungi; Basidiomycota; Agaricomycetes; Boletales; Suillaceae. The transcript has a single exon. The annotation marks the transcript as partial. The record is from RefSeq and is a predicted model, not a curated record.